This is a messenger RNA of Brassica napus (rape), 1289 nucleotides long. RefSeq names its product transcription factor MYB117. The transcript is spliced from 2 exons. Gene Ontology annotation, cellular component: nucleus. Bases 339 to 1289 code for a protein of 316 amino acids. The record is from RefSeq and is a predicted model, not a curated record. Gene Ontology annotation, molecular function: RNA polymerase II cis-regulatory region sequence-specific DNA binding; DNA-binding transcription factor activity, RNA polymerase II-specific. Gene Ontology annotation, biological process: regulation of DNA-templated transcription. NCBI's taxonomy places the organism in Eukaryota, Viridiplantae, Streptophyta, Magnoliopsida, Brassicales, Brassicaceae.
UAUAUUUUAGAAAAUGGUAAAGCGUGGGGGAGAAGAAUAUAAGAUGACAAAUAUUCCAACGAGUUUUUUUUUUAAAACAUAAUGUCAGAGAACUGAAACUGUUCUUAACAGAGCAACCAUGAAAGAUGUAUGCGUGGGGUUUCUAUUUCCAUUUAUACUCUCUCUCCUCACACAUGUUCUUCUCUUUCCUCAGGUUUCCAUUUUUGGCAAUCAAAAAGAUUACAUACGAUAACACAACCAUCACCGAAUCACAAACAUCACAUGCCUAUAUGUAUAUGUCCCUGUGUUGUAUAUAUGAGACAUUGUUCUAGGAGAGAGACCAAGAGAAGAAGAGUUAGAUGGAUAUCUCAUUUUUCCAAGCAUACCCUUUUGAUCUCCCUUGCAGUAGAGCAUUUAAUGGGGAUGGAGAAAACAAUGCAGUGGAGUUCUCUAAUAAAAGAAUGAUGGUGAAGGUGAGUGAUGAAUCAAAGAAGAAGCAGAGAUGUUCUAGGGUUUGUAGUAGAGGACAUUGGAGAGUUUCUGAGGAUUCUCAGCUCACGGAACUUGUUUCUGUUCACGGUCCUCAAAACUGGAACCACAUUGCAGAGAAGAUGCAAGGAAGAACAGGUAAAAACCAAUCUUUCCUCUGCUAUUUUUAUCAAGAAGUGAAUUUAAAAUGUUUUUUUUUCUUGCUUCUUUGGGUUGUUGAAGGCAAGAGUUGCAGACUGAGGUGGUUUAACCAAUUAGACCCAAGGAUCAACAAGAGAGUUUUCAGUGUUGAGGAAGAAGAGAGGCUACUUGCAGCUCACGGAGCAUUUGGUAACAAAUGGGCUAUGAUUGCUAAGAUUUUCAAUGGAAGAACAGACAAUGCCUUAAAGAAUCAUUGGCAUGUCCUCAUGGCAAGAAAGUUGAGGCAGCGAUCAAGUUCUUACACCAGGAGAUUCAAUGGGUCUGCUCAUAAACCUAAUGCAGAUCACACAAGCUUCGAUAUCUCUCCGGGUUCUGUAGAUGAUGAGGAGGUGAAUAUGGAAAAGAACAGCUGGAAAAUUCUAAAAGAGGGAACAACUAACAUGAAAGCUCAGUAUCCCCAAGAAGAGUAUUGUUCUCCACGUAUGCCAAUGCAUGGCCACUACUCAACCUUCUCUGCAGAUUCCUUGGCACUGACACUGCAUGUCUCCAUCCAAGAACCAUCAUCAUCAUUGUCGUCAUUAUCUCUGCCAUCAUCAUCUGCAGAAUAUACAAUGGUGGCCACCAAACCUCCAGCAUUUAUAGAUUUUCUUGGGGUGGGCCACCAAAGCCUCAACAUCUAA